UGAAAUCAAAAAACCAGUUUAUUUACCGACCACGUCCACGGCGCGCGCGUUCUAUGGCUCGUGCCCAAAAUUAUAGUCCGAGUUUUCUCACAGAGACUGAUAUCACGAAGUUAAUCUGUGUGGCUAGGUGGAAUUAUAUUUCGUGAAACAUUACAAUCUACUAGCAAUAUUCUAGUGUGAUAAAUGGUUUUGGAAAGUCAUAAAUAAAGUAACCAUUGGGAGUGCUAAAAAGGUGUGUCGUGUUUCGAAUUUUGAAUCGUGAACAAACUUUUGUGCAUUCACGUGAAAAAUACAAGUGUUUUAUUUCGAUGAGUUCGUGUGUGCAAAAGAGAUGUUGAUACGGAAAAGUUUUCCAGUCAAAAUCGAUUGUCAGUUGCAUAGUUGAGUGAUUUUCGUGUGAUUUCUUCAACGAGACGAGUUCGCAAGGUAAACAUGUGCGCAUCAAGAAUUCAAACACACCGAACAAGUGGCCACCAGCCCUGAUGCAGUCCGGAACAUUCCAUGAAGUCGGCUGACAUGUAGCCAUGGCCAGUGGCAAGGCUCUUUAUUCAAUAGCGGUGGUGGCACUGGGGUUCAUUUGCUUCGUAGUUGGUGCCAUCGCAGUGGGCCUUCCUACCUGGGGGAACUUCCAUAGCUAUGAUUCUGACUUUCAACUCUCAGUCCCUGGGUAUUAUUUAGACAAUCCGAACUUCGACCAAGGCUACUUCGGACCAUGGCGCGUUUGCAAGAAACUGUUGUACAACAGAGAGAAAUGCGGGACGGACGUAUCCAAGUUCCAACCAUCGACGGCGGUGUACAUAGCGGGUGUGGUCGCGUCCGUCGGCGUGUCGGUGCUUGGCGUGUUCUGCGUGCUCUCCGUGCUGCAACUCGCCAUGAUAUCGUCCAAGGAACGAGUAGCCUUCAAGUACACGAAUCUCGUCAUGAUGAAGUUGGCGCUGGCGCUAUUAGCUACGUUGCUGUCAAUAGUGGCGGCAAGUUUGUUCGCCGUACAAGGCGAUGACAGGGGUUUCUUCGUGACGAGGGGAGAGGCGUUUUACGUUCAGAUAGUGAGUAUAGUGAUAAACUCGAUCCUGUUUAUAAUGUCGCUGUACGACGCUCUGUUCUCGCGGAGAGCGGGCGGGGAUCCCACUAAUCCUCUAGGAGAGCCCGAAGGGACCACUAUCAACAACCCUGGAUUCAAAGAAGGAAGAGGAAUCUCAAUGACAGACGCAUCAGGUAAGCCGUACAGCACAAACGGUCACGGAAGCGUGGCUUCAAUGAACACGACGGCAACCACGCUGACCGGCUUGUCGGACGCCAGUACCAUCACCAGGUCACCACUAAGGUCUUCACUCAAGAAACCAAGGCCCAGGGAAGGUGAACCCGGAGGCCUGGGCAUUCAAAACCCAGGCUACUCCGGACACUCACCACCCCUAAACAGAAAUGGGAGCCAGAAGAAAGUGCGCAUACAAACACACAGUACCGAGGUGUGAACCAGUCUGUAUGUUAAUUUAAUUGUAGUUAUACUAACUAUUACUGAGGUGGUUUUCAAUAUGCUAAAAGAUUGCAGUACCCAGACAAUGGUAUGGUAAUACUUUUGUGUGAUCUCUUCACUGGUAUUUUCUGACUGUCUUGCAUAUUGAAAUGGUUUGGUAUGUUUCAUAUUUGUCUCAAGUGCGAAAAUUUUUAAUCUCAUCAGUAGAUUUAUUAGAAACAUGAAAUCACACUAAUUUAUUAAUCAUGUUUAUUGUGUGCAUGUUUGUUACUCUUUCAAGCAAAAUCUAUCGAAUGGCUUUUGAUGAAACUUAGCAAUAAUAAUAUAUUGAAAAUGAUAUCACGAUUUACACUUUAGACAAAUGGGAAAAUCGGACAAAGGGAAAAUUAUACUAUGGAAAAGUUGCUCCUUCUGUCAAAAUUGUUCAGUUGUAUGUAAUUGUUCAGUUUUAUGCAAUGAAUUAAAGAGAAGGCAGUGGCUAAAAAGAUACAGGUGAAGAAAAUAAGAUUGAAUGCUAAAUAGAGUGAAGCUAUAAUUCACUACUUUCAUGAAAUGCUCAAUCAUUGCAUUAGAUGGUUGAAUUUCAUAAAAUGUGUCAUUGCCUGUUGGUCACAUCACCAUGUGGUUUGGGUAGAUCAAUGAUGAGAUUUCUCAAAAUUAUGUUUACUUGAAUAUUUUAUACCAUACAUUAAACAAUUUUGACGUAAGGUGCAGGUGGUCUAUUUAUUAAAAUGGAUUUUGUAUAUGGAUUUUAAUAUAGAUUGACCUUUUAAUAUUAAGGAGACACUGAUAAAUUUUAACACUAUAGUGUUAGGGAGUUUUUUAAUCUUAUAUUUAUAUGUAUGUAAUAUCUGAUUAGGUAAUUUUUUCAAGUUUUAUAAUAGAAUAUUCGGUUUGCGACAUGAGUUGAAUAAUACAUUACUUUAGUAUUCUCUCAGUUAAGAUACACCAUGAUUUUGUAAUAAGAUUCGAUAACUUCUAAAAUUUCAAUAUGCAUAAAGGCGUUAUAAAUAACAGUUUGUGGCAUCUUACACUAAUCUAAACAUGGAGUUAGUUUAUAUUGUCUGCACUCUCAUUUAUGAUUGACAAUUAAAGUGAUGCCUAACUUUUGUCGUUAACUGUAUAUUGCACUAUACAAAAAUCACUAGGAUAGAAUAGAAUUCAUUGCACUUUCGCAAAUGGAAUCCACUUAUCAUAAGUA
Messenger RNA from Helicoverpa armigera (cotton bollworm), 2675 nucleotides. RefSeq lists its product as uncharacterized. The transcript is spliced from 8 exons. Bases 525 to 1472 code for a protein of 315 amino acids. Lineage: Eukaryota; Metazoa; Arthropoda; Insecta; Lepidoptera; Noctuidae. The record is from RefSeq and is a predicted model, not a curated record.